Messenger RNA from Styela clava, 2490 nucleotides. RefSeq names its product facilitated trehalose transporter Tret1-2 homolog. Gene Ontology annotation, molecular function: transmembrane transporter activity. Gene Ontology annotation, biological process: transmembrane transport. Gene Ontology annotation, cellular component: membrane. NCBI's taxonomy places the organism in Eukaryota, Metazoa, Chordata, Ascidiacea, Stolidobranchia, Styelidae. The record is from RefSeq and is a predicted model, not a curated record.
ACAGUCUACAUCUGUACACCAAGCGAGAUCGACUCAAAUUUAUUAAAAUGAAUGACUCGCGAACCAUAUCGGUUUCGCCGAAAAAAUUUGGGCGUAAUAUACACCACAGUUUAUUACAAUCUGUAGCCUACGUCACUGCUCAUCUAUAGCGAGGAAAAUCGACACAAAGAAAUACGAACGCUCGCCAUUCCCAGACAUUUUCGAGACGUGCGAUAUGGUAUUUGACAGAGCAAUAAUGAAUGUGACUGCCUAUUUCAGCUCACUAAGCAUUAGCUCAGUAGUUGUGUUUGAAUCUACCUUCAGUAGGCAGGAAGGGAGGGUACUCUGUUUAACUUAACAAUAUACCGGUAAUUGGCGUGUUGGUACGCUGACAAGUGCCGGUGCUUUUAUAAAGGCAUGCUUCCAUUUCAGGCUGUGCUUGAUAUGCUGAAAAGAAUAAGGUGUAUGCGAGUGUACUGGGAACUUGUACAAUGGAUCUUGCAGUCAUAAUGUAUUAUGCUUGGCUGCUGUGAAGCGAACCAUCAUCAUAUACGUCGCCACACUGAAGUACCAUUCAAGAAUUUAAGCGGUGCAGAAAACAGCAGCACUUCAAUAGGAACAAAGAUUAUGAAGCGGAAAUUUCAUCACCGAUAUGGAAUUCUAGCUUGCUUGGCUGCAUCAUCUUCCGCUUUGAAUGCUGGAUUUGCCAUCAGUUUUAGUUCUCCAGCAAUCCAGGAUUUAGAACAAGGAAAAGGAUUAAUUCACCUAACUCCAGAAGAAACUACAUGGUUUGGGAGUCUCCUUCCUUUGACGGCAAUGUGUGGCAGUUUACUGAGUGGUCCGCUGAUGGACUAUUUCGGGCGACGACCAACAAUAUUGAUGGUCGUAAUCUUGUUUCUUGUCAGCUGGAUAACUAUGUUCUUUGCUUCAGGAUAUGCAAUGCUUUUUUCUGGUCGCGGAUUAUCCGGUUUGGCGACAGGAAUGAGCUUUGCAGUUAUACCAGUAUAUAUAUCGGAAGUUAGUCCAGCUAUUUUACGCGGAACAAUGGGAAGUAUAUUUAGUGUUCUGUUAGCGCUCGGACUUCCGGUUGGGUAUUGCGUCGCCGUUUUAUAUAGCUGGAGAGGAAUGGCAGAAUCUGGAGCUAUAAUAGCUUGUCUCACAUUCGUAGUCUGCUAUUUACUGCCCGAAAGUCCGUAUUGGCUACUCAGACAAAACAAAAAUUUGGAUGCAACCAAAUGUCUCAAAGUUUUACGUGGAAGCAACGAUGUCGCGGCGGAAGUGAAGGACAUACAGGCGUUACAGCAGGAGCUGUCUACAUCAGUUACAGCUGAAGAAGUAUUUUCGCGAUCAUUCAUGAAACCGAUGGGAAUUGGUGUGAUGUUGAUGGUAUUUCAACAAUUUAGUGGUGUAAAUGCUGUAUUUUUCUAUUCACACGAAAUUUUUCAACGAACAAAUUUUCACGAUGAGAACGUGGCAGGUAUUCUUGUGAGCAGUCUACAUGUCGCUGCCUUGAUUGUGGUGACCUUUACAAUAGAUAGAUUUGGUCGUCGUAUAUUAUUACUAGUAUCUGCAUUUGGUAUGAUGAUCUGCCAUGCUGUAAACGGAGCCUGUAUGUAUAUUAUAUCACAUAAUGAAGCUACAAUACGGCAAAAGAAUAUUUCAUUGUCAGAUAUUUCCUUUGUCGAACGAGAUUUAAAUAUAUACAAUGACUUGAAUGAUACUUCACGUCUCAAUACAUCAUCUAUGCAAAAUGUCUCCACGAGUUUGGAACAGUCAGAAAAUACAUCAGACAACAAUAUUGCAUCGUUGACUUCACUGUUGUUUGUAAUGUUGUAUAUAGCAAUGUACAGUGUAGGAUUUGGUCCUAUUCCAUUUAUUGCACUAAGUGAAAUGUUACCUCAGCGCGGUAGAGGAGUGGCGUGUGGAAUCGGUACAAUGUGCAACUGGAUUUGUGCUUUCACACUCACGAAGACUUUUGUACAAUUAGUGGAAGUUCUCACCAUUACGGGAGCGUUUUGGCUCUUCUCAUCAGUAUGUUUUUUAUCCAUUAUAUUUAUUUGGCGUUGCGUGCCAGAGACCAAAGGAAAAACUUUAUCACAAAUACAAGAUAUAUUUGCAAGCAAUACCAACUUCCAUAUGUCGCCAAGAUUAUCGACCAAAUCGCCAGUUAAGAGUGUAAACCAGGUGGUUAUGGCGAGCCCACUUUUGCCCUCUAAGCGUUCUUCAAGUAUGCAAGCUCAGAUGAUUAGCUUAGUGACGGAAGAUUAACAUGCCGCCUCCAUUUGUAUGAAGCUAGUUAUCUGGCCUACAAAAAGCAAGAAGAGGAUAUGACGACACUUUUGGUAUAAGUUCUUGCAUGCAGGUGCACUCAAUAGAAGACUACAGAAACCCUUAUUACAGCAAAUUUAUUACUUCGAGUUGCGUUUUGAAUCUGUUUGCAUGUACUAGACACUAUUUUUAUUGAAGUUAUAUUGAUACUGUGUUUUAUUUGAUUACAUUGUGCGAUUUUCA